Carya illinoinensis is the source of this 1835-nucleotide messenger RNA. Its product is annotated as arabinosyltransferase RRA3-like. Bases 254 to 1543 code for a protein of 429 amino acids. The transcript has 2 exons. Gene Ontology annotation, molecular function: glycosyltransferase activity. Gene Ontology annotation, biological process: root hair cell development. The record is from RefSeq and is a predicted model, not a curated record. NCBI's taxonomy places the organism in Eukaryota, Viridiplantae, Streptophyta, Magnoliopsida, Fagales, Juglandaceae.
UGACAGCGAAAUAUUCCCUACCGAGGGACAAAGAAACCACACCAGGAAACAAAGCUUCCCGCAAAGACCACGAUUGUUAUUGUGUGCGUUGAAUAAUUAUUAGAAAAUCUUGGAAAGAUGUACCUCUAGGGUUUGAAAAUUCUGUAAGUCCCAAUAUUUGUAGAUCCAGCAAAGUGACGAAUUGAUUCAUGCAAUAGAGAAAGGAAGAAGAGAUCUUUCACUGGGUCUGUAGACGCCGAGAAAGGCUAGAGCCAUGGCGGGUCGGGCGUUGAUGAGGGACAAGGGCCAAUCACUUCGCAGAUCUCGAAUUGCCGCAGCCAUUUUGACUGGAGUUCUUCUCGGGUGCGUCUUUGCCUUCUUUUUACCUCGCGGACUCUUCGGCUCUGUUUCGCCAAUACAAAACCGCCGAAUCGGCAAAUCGGGUCUCCAGGCUUUUUCAUCCUCAUGUGAAUUGCCAGAGCGGAUUAACAUGAUUAAGUCAGAUAUUGCAUCACUGUCAGAUAAAAAUGCAGAGUUGAAUAAGCAAGUCAAGGAUCUGACUGAAAGGCUACGGUUUGCUGAACAAGGAAAAGAUCAUGCACAGAUGCAGUUUUUGGAUAUGGGUGAACAGCACAAGGCUGGCCCUUUUGGUACUGUCAAGGGUCUGAGAACAAAUCCAACCGUCAUUCCUGAUGAAUCAGUGAAUCCAAGAUUGGCAAAGAUCUUGGAGGAAGUUGCUAUUCGGAAAGAACUUAUUGUUGCACUUGCAAACUCAAAUGUCCAAGCCAUGUUGGAGGUCUGGUUUACCAGCAUCAAGAAGGUGGGUAUUCGUAAUUAUCUAGUUAUAGCACUAGAUGACCAUAUUGAACAUUUCUGCAAAUCGAAUGGUGUUCCAGUUUACAAGAGAGAUCCAGAUGAGGGUAUAGAUUCUGUUGCGAAGACGGGAGGUAACCAUGCUGUCUCUGGACUGAAAUUUCGUAUUUUGAGGGAGUUUUUACAACUCGGUUACAGUGUUCUUCUCUCAGAUGUUGAUAUAGUAUACUUGCAGAACCCAUUUGAUUAUAUUUAUAGGGAUUCAGAUGUUGAGUCUAUGAGUGAUGGUCACAAUAAUAUGACCGCUUAUGGAUUUAAUGAUGUCUUUGAUGAACCUGCCAUGGGUUGGGCUCGAUAUGCUCAUACCAUGAGGAUAUGGGUUUACAACUCUGGUUUCUUUUAUAUAAGGCCUACUAAGCCGUCAAUCGAGCUGUUGGAUCGUGUGGCUGAUCGGCUUUCUCGAGACAAGUUAUGGGACCAAGCAGUCUUUAACGAGGAGCUCUUUUUCCCCUCACAUCCUGGGUAUGAUGGGCUUCAUGCUGCCAAGAGAACUAUGGAUUUUUAUCUGUUUAUGAACAGUAAGGUCCUUUUUAAGACUGUGCGGAAAGAUGCAAAACUAAAACAGCUGAAGCCAGUUAUUGUUCAUUUAAAUUACCACCCAGAUAAACUUUCAAGAAUGAAAGCAGUUGUAGAGUUCUACAUUAACGGCAAGCAGGAUGCACUAGAACAUUUCCCAGAUGGUUCUCAGUGAAACAAGCAAGAUGCACAAGAACAUUUCCAGGAUGGUUCUCAGGGGUCCAGAUAAUGUGACAGAAUAUCCUAUUCUCACCAUUUAAUGGGUGAAGCAGUUCAGUUUUGGAAUACACACUAGAUACCAAUAUAUUAACUCAAUUCGGCUUUCCGAGAGCAAGAGAAUGUAUCCUUUGAAAUGUUCCCCUUCCUCUUGUUUUUGAAUGUUGUAAUAACUAGAGCUUUGUUUCACUUUAAGACCAUAGUGGUAGCCACUGUUUUAUAUAAUGCAUGCGAAGAACUCUUAUUCCGAA